Lasiosphaeria miniovina is the source of this 1966-nucleotide messenger RNA. RefSeq lists its product as uncharacterized. The record is from RefSeq and is a predicted model, not a curated record. NCBI's taxonomy places the organism in Eukaryota, Fungi, Ascomycota, Sordariomycetes, Sordariales, Lasiosphaeriaceae. The transcript has a single exon. Gene Ontology annotation, biological process: regulation of transcription by RNA polymerase II. Gene Ontology annotation, molecular function: RNA polymerase II cis-regulatory region sequence-specific DNA binding; DNA-binding transcription factor activity, RNA polymerase II-specific. The coding region runs from base 68 to 1966 and encodes 632 amino acids.
CGGACUUGCGCUGCCCUCGCAGCCUUCCCACACGGCCUCCGAGACGGCCUCACAGACACAGAAACUCAUGGCGCACAAGAAAAGGUCGCGCGAAGAGUCUCCUUUAGCUCUGGACGACGACGCUGCCGCUGGCGGCGAUCUGUCGCCUUUAAAGUUCACCCGCCUCGCCGACUUCACCCGCCAGUCGCACAUGCUGGCACCCUUGACCGGCGCAGCCGCUCUCGAGGACAUCAGGCGCUGGCGCGAGGAAGAACAACGAGCAGGCCCUCCGGGUGUUAGCGACAACUCAUCCCAGCACGCACUGUCCGAGCUGAUGUCUAGCGUUGCCGCCAUGAGCCGUCCCGAAGACACCCCCGCCCCCGCGGCAGCGCCUGCCUCCCACAUUUCUUCCUCUAUUGAGGUUGCUACCAUUACCGCCGCUAGAGCCCUCAGCGCCGUUACCAUUCCACAAGAUAACACUGCUGCCUCUACUACUACUGAUACACAAGAAGCCAGUCCCGAGAGUGGCACGAGCGGCGCAAGUCUCGCCGAGAGCGGUGGCCAGGUGGUGCACAGCCCUGGCCCCAUGGACCUCGAUGCCCGCGACGACGGGCACAUGUACGUGCCGCAGCAUGAAGCACAGAUGUACGCGCCGCAGCCCGAAGCACAGAUGGAAGACAAAGCCGUGUCUUCUUUAUCAUACCCCGGUAUCCUGCCGCCCGGCUCAUCAAUGCAGGCGCCAGACACCCCCCCGCGCAGAAUAAGCCUGCCCAUGUCGAGCUCGCAGAACCCAGACCUCACACCUCGGUCGCCUUCAUCUAAGAAACAUAAGUGCCCGCACUGUGACACCGAGUUUACGCGCUAUUUCAAUCUCAAGAGCCACCUGCUCAUGCACAGCGACGAGAAGCCCUAUAGAUGCCAAGCUUGUCAGCUGCGAUUCCGCCGCCUCCACGACCUCAAGCGCCAUAAUAAGAUGCACACGGGUGAGAAACUGCAUAUUUGUCCUAAAUGCGACCGGAAAUUUGCCCGUAGCGACGCUCUGGUUAGGCAUAGCAAGAGCGCGGGCGGGUGUGCCGGCAGGAGACCGAGCAUGGGCAGCUUUGAUAGUGACGACGACUAUGACGGCCCCGGUAGCGCGGGCGCCGACGACUCUGCCAUGUCAGGCGUUCUUUACGACGGAGGCGCCUGUGGCGACAUGACUGAGGAAGAGAAGCGACGUUCAAGUAUGCCGAGUAUCAAAGCCCAACACGUCUCAGGACAAGGCCCCGACGGCUAUAACAAUCAUUCAAAUACGUAUCCUCCCGCCGGGCAACGACCUACGGGCGGUUGGUUUCUACGAAACGUCGAUCGCGGGUCGGCGAGCACGACGACAUCCCCAAGCCUGCCAAAUAGCUACACACCCAACAAUAGCAUCUCUUCAAUGCCCCUGAGUGCGGGCAGCUCGUCCAUGUUUUCGCAGAGCGGCAUGACAGAGAGCCCCAAGCCUCUGAGCUCCUCCGGAGCACCAGUAAGCUACGCCAGCCGCGAUGCUGCUGCGCUCGCCCGCCAUGCUCUGUCUCUACCCACGCAUGGUAUGUCACCAGCCGCCAGGCAGGCCUGGCUCUCCCAAUACCCCCCUGCUGACCGAACCCCACCUAAAGGCAACGCAGUCGCUGCGUCGACUGUCGGGAAGCAGCAGAAGCAGCAGCAGCAAACGCCUGGCCGUGGCCGCGGUCGUACCUCGAGCGGAGCCACAGCCCAGGGCAGUAACGGUGUCGGUGCUGCUGAGAACGGCGGCAAUCUCUUUUCGACCGCCGAUGAUGACAUCUGGAUAUAUUUCCAGCAACUAGAAGAAAGAGUCCGGCAGCUGGAGUCAAUAGUCACCAGUAAAGCUGCGUUGGUAGACAAAAUCAGCGUGCACAAACAGCUCAUCGCCUCCCUCACGGAACAAGUUGCGGCGAUGCAACAGCAAUCUGCUAGGCCUCGCGACGAGUCUGUAGCUCAGUAG